GCGGCGAUGAAUGGGCACUUGGAGGUCGUGGAGACUCUGGUGGAUAACGAUGCGGCUGACGAAGACGGCAAGACGCCACUGUGGCUUGCAGCGAGGAAUGGACACACUGAGGUGGCUGAAUGGCUCCGAGAAAUGGGCGCUACGGAAGGGAGCGAUGCUCCGACGCGAAUCGAUGUUGACGCUUUGAAAGUCCCAGUGGAAUACGGCGCUGAUGCCAACGCACAAGACAGCACAGGGCAGACCCCACUGAUGCUAGCCGCUCAGAAAGGAGACAGCGAAGCGGUCGCGCUCCUGCUGAGCUGUGGCGUCGAUGUGGAUAUCAGGGACAAGACCAGGCAAACAGCACUUGGGUAUGCGUCGAUUAACGGCCACAGACGCGUCCACGAGCUCAUCUUG
This is a messenger RNA of Phytophthora sojae, 396 nucleotides long. RefSeq lists its product as hypothetical. The transcript is spliced from 2 exons. Gene Ontology annotation, molecular function: protein binding. The annotation marks the transcript as partial. NCBI's taxonomy places the organism in Eukaryota, Oomycota, Peronosporomycetes, Peronosporales, Peronosporaceae. The record is from RefSeq and is a predicted model, not a curated record.